AUGCGCGAAGGGAUUCACGACUCCAGCAGUCUCUUCGAUCUUCAACAUCUUCAAAGCCUCAAAUUUGCUGAUAACAGAUAUUACGACUCUCAAAUUCCAUCUGCCAUCGGAAAGCCUGCAAAUUUGAGGUAUCUAAACCUAUCCCGUAAUGGCUUUUGGGGACAACUACCAAUUGGGAUUUCGCACUUGAUAAAGUUGACGGUUCUUGAUCUUUCUGAAAAUUACUUAGAACUUAAGAACCCCAAUUUAAGCAUGCUGGUUCAAAAUCUCACCGAGCUUAAAGAGUUAUAUUUUGAUUAUGUAAACCUAUCAGCAGAAAAGGGUGGUGACUGGUGCAAAGAGAUUUCAUCUUCACUUCCGCACCUGAGAGCGUUGAGCUUGUACAGCACUUCUCUUGCCAAGCUUACUUCUCUAUCCGUGAUUCGAUUGGAUUAUACUAACCUCCACUCCCCAGUUCCAGCCUUCUUUGCCAAUUUUUAA
This is a messenger RNA of Malus domestica (apple), 480 nucleotides long. RefSeq names its product receptor-like protein 7. NCBI's taxonomy places the organism in Eukaryota, Viridiplantae, Streptophyta, Magnoliopsida, Rosales, Rosaceae. Gene Ontology annotation, molecular function: protein binding. The record is from RefSeq and is a predicted model, not a curated record.